CACCUCUCCCCUCCCCCUUCCCACCACCACUAUAUAUAAAUCCCACUUCGCCCCCUCUCUGAAUCCGUUCCUAUCGAUCGAUCCCUUUCUCCUCCUCCUCCUUAGUCGUCGUCGUCGUCGUCGUCUUCUUCUUCUUCCUCGGCUCUCUCGGUUUACCCUAAUAUUUCGUCGGUCUCUUCUUGUAGAUUAUAGAUCUGGGGGAUUUAGCUAGGGGGGAUCUGGAUGCAGGGGGUGAGGUGUAGGCCGCUGCCGAGCGGAGGGGCGGCGGUGGCGGCGGCGGGGUUGACGAUCGACGGCGGGGAGGCGCCGGAGACGAGGAUGGAGCGGCUGAUAAGGGAGAACCCGGUGGUGAUCUUCACGAGGAGGGGCUGCUGCAUGUGCCACGUGAUGAAGCGGCUCCUGGCGACGGUGGGGGCGCACCCGACGGUGAUCGAGGUGGAGGGGGCGGAGGAGGAGGCGGCGGCGGCGCUGCUGCUCGCUGCGGGGGGGAUCCCCGCGCUCUUCGUCGGCGGCGCCCCCGUCGGCGGGAUCGAGGGGCUCAUGGGCCUCCACCUCAGCGGCCGCCUCGUCCCCAGGCUCAGGGAGGUGGGCGCCCUCUGCGGCUGAACAACGACGACGACGACGACGACGACGACGAUGGAUAAAUCUGUAAUUUCGCAUCUCGUGUAACUCUUUCCUUUUUUUUUUUCUUUUUUUUUUAUUAAACUUUAUAUAUUAUAUAUAAUAUAUUUGGGGAUCUGGAAGGAUCGGAGUCAGAGGUUGGAGACGUCCCCACUCGUGGUCUUUCUAAAAUGUAAAUAUAAAAUAUCUGGAAAGUGGUGAAGCGUAAAAGAGAGCCAAAAAGAAAAAACCCAAAAAAAAAAGUUAAAAAAAAAAAAAAAAAGCGAAGAGAGCAGUCCGAGAGAGAAGAGAGAGAGAGAGAGAGAGAGAGAGGGGCUCUAUAGUUAUUGCUUGUAGCGUGCUAGAUUAUUACCUUGUUUUUUUUUUUUUACUUAUAUUUUAAUCCGUUUAUUAUGCUAAGAUGGAUUAAUAUUAAUAUUAUUAUUAUUAUAACAGUGCGGAUAAGAUAUUUAAAUGUGCCGAUGGGACGAGUGAUAAUGGACGUGAUGUCAUGUAGUUGCUCCGAGCAAAAGUUUGAAAUUAAAGACUAAAAACUAAAGUA
Ananas comosus (pineapple) is the source of this 1162-nucleotide messenger RNA. RefSeq names its product glutaredoxin-C7-like. The coding region runs from base 223 to 606 and encodes 127 amino acids. The transcript has a single exon. NCBI's taxonomy places the organism in Eukaryota, Viridiplantae, Streptophyta, Magnoliopsida, Poales, Bromeliaceae. The record is from RefSeq and is a predicted model, not a curated record.